Rangifer tarandus platyrhynchus (Svalbard reindeer) is the source of this 414-nucleotide messenger RNA. NCBI's taxonomy places the organism in Eukaryota, Metazoa, Chordata, Mammalia, Artiodactyla, Cervidae. The record is from the annotation of a GenBank genome assembly.
AUGCACUGCCUGGAGGUCUGUGAUUUAACACCCGAGGUUUACCAGGUUCUCAAGCAACGUUCCCUGAGAACGUUGGAGCUACUCAUCUCCUCAGGCUUUGGGAGGACCACCCCCAUGGGUCCCACUCCUAUGGGACCACGCAACCACCCCGUGCGUUGCCUACCAACGUUGGGGAGGCUGGCGAUUGCAAUCCAUGCAUCUCCCGGGUACGCAGCCAGCGGCAGGUGUGUGGGCAUGGGCGGGGAGGUGUUCAUUCCUCGCCCCUCCCUUCCUCGGGAUUGGGGGUGUAAAUGGAUAAUUCAAUCCCCGUGGGACUCGGCUCGGUGGAUUGGCUGUCUCAGCUCGCUCCCGCCCUCGGCACCCCCCGCGCCCCAGGUGGCUCAGGCUCCCUGUGGCGCUCUCUGUUUACCUUGA